Molecule: messenger RNA, 3174 nt
Organism: Lytechinus variegatus (green sea urchin)
Lineage: Eukaryota; Metazoa; Echinodermata; Echinoidea; Temnopleuroida; Toxopneustidae
Exons: 2
Coding region: 532-3174 (880 amino acids)
Molecular function (GO): nucleic acid binding; zinc ion binding
Source: RefSeq, a predicted model, not a curated record
GAAAGCUGCUUUGAAGAUAAUUUUGUAUAUUUUAUUUAUCUGAAAAGCCAUCAAAUGAUUUAUUGUGUUAAAACUGGAAAAUUUCAUGGGGUCUGUGGGUCAGACUACUUGAGUGAGCACACACACAUUUUUCUAUGUAUUUACACUUUGCAUGUAUAGUAUGUGUGCUAUGUAUGCCUUGUCUGAGAUUUUCUUUUGUUAGCGCCAUCUCUUGGCAAACUGAGGUAAUGUGAUAUUGGAAUCAGCUCUGGAGAUUCUGUUUGAGUUUUUGAAUCAACAUAAAUCUAAAGCAUCCUACAUGGGAUUGCCCUAAUUAAGAAGAUUUCAAGAGGCAAAGAGUUUUCACGGAAUUAUUAGCAAUUGCUUCAUGUCAGAUUACACAGAAGAGAAUGAACGAAGAAUUAAAGGAUGGCAUGAAAUUUACAUUCCCGUCGUGACCUUUGUUUUUUGUUAUUAAACUCUCGAACAAGUCUCCAGUUACAGUGAAAACUCUUUACAAAGAUUUAUCAUCAUUACCAAAGAAGAUUCAAGAUGUCUGAGCCUGUUGAAUCUAAGCAAGUCACAGCUAAUGGCGGUGGUGAUGCAAGUGUAAGAACACGGAAGCCAACUGAGAAGGGACUUCAACAUCAGUUGGAUGCUAAGCUUAAAGUCUGGAAAAGUUCUAUUACUAAAUGGAGAAGGCUUUCUAACAAACUUAGAGAGCUUCUAGUUGAAGAUGAUGUUGAAUCUUCGGUGAUUAAAGAUGGCCGUGAUAAUUUGCAAGCAGCCAUGGACAAUGUCAUCUCAGUGCAGGAGAGUUUAGCUGAAUUGUCUUCAUCCAUGAAUGUUAACGAUGGCAGUGAGGAGAAAUUGGAUGAAAUUGAAGAGGAACAUUCUUCCUUGAUGAAGGACACUUUAAAGAUGCUUCUUGCACUACGAGGCGAAAUGUCUUCACAUAAAGGAACUUCUCACUUGUCCGUCUCGUCAACUUCACGAAAGCUGUGCCAGGAUUGGGUAGAUGAUUCAAGGAAGGUAAAUUCUCCAAAGGAAAGGGACAUUACCACGACGAGAAGGAUCGAGGAACCAACCGAUGAUCCUGAAGCAGCGUCACACAAGAAUACGCAUACAUCAAGCCAUCAUAAAGAAGAAGUUGCCCUUGCUAGUAGUUUGACGGAACUUCUUCGCUUGAACAGACUUCCAAUACCUGAGCCUGGAGUUUUCGAUGGUAAUCCACUAGAAUACACAUCAUGGAAGCGAAGCUAUGAUGCUCUCAUUGAACAUCGCGGUAUUCCAGCCGGAGAGAGAUUUUACUUCCUGCUGAAGUAUCUUAAAGGUGCACCAUUGGUGUUAGUGAAAGGAUACUCCAUGCUAGGAGAUGACGCUGCAUAUGUGGAAGCCAUGAAGGUGUUACAAGAGAGGUAUGGAAAUCCCUUUGUUAUUUCAAAUGCCUUCCGGGACAAACUUGAUGACUGGCCUAAAAUCAGCCCCAAGGACUAUUUAGGUCUUCGGAGAUUUGGAGAUUUUCUUCACCAGUGUUGUACAGCAGCCAGAUAUGUCCAUCACUUACAUCAUUUGGAUGAUGAAAGAGAGAACAAAAAAAUGAUGAGCAAACUGCCUGAUUGGCUAAUCACAAGAUGGGGCAGGAAUGUAGUCAAAUGGCGGCAAGACAGAGGAUCCUUUCCUCCCUUUUCUGUCUUCACGGCAUUCAUCAGCGAUGAGGCAGAUAUCGCUUGUGAUCCGAUCACUUCUAAUCAGACGUCCUUGAAAGAUAGGAGACAGCAGUCUUCUAAUGUGAGAACAUUAUCGACCAGUGUGCAGGGACAGCAAGCAAAUGGAGGGAAAGGAAAAUGGAAACCCCUUUGCACUUACUGUAAGGGAGAACAUCAUCUUGCUACUUGUAAAUCCUUCAUGUCACAGACAUUAGAUCACCGAACCAAAUUUGUUUUCGAUCAUGGUCUGUGCUUCGGAUGUUUAAGGUCCGGUCAUCUAUCUAAGAAUUGUAAGAAGAGGUCAUCAUGUUCAACAUGCAAAAGACGUCACCCCACCGUUCUGCAUGAUGAAAACUGGACAGAAAGACAACAAUCUAAGAGAGCUGAAAUAAAGAAUGAAGCUGAGGAAACUCAAACCACAAGAUCUCAUGCUUCAACCAUGAAGGACAAUCACAAAUCUCUAAAGACGUCUACUAUAGUUCCUGUGUGGCUCUCGCAUGAAUCAGUACCUGGGGAGAGGUUAGUGUAUGCUAUGCUGGACACUCAGUCAGACACUAGCUUCAUUUUAGAUAGGACUAAGGAAGCAAUGGGCAUUGAAGGAAUAGCAGUCAACUUGCUUCUUUCGACCAUGACGCUGGCCAAUGAGAGAAUUUCGAGUGAAAAGAUCAGUGGACUUAAGGUUCGAGCAUUCAAUGGACGAGAAGAAAUUUGUUUGCCCCCAACUUACACUCGGAAUAUUAUGCCGGCAAAUCGAGAACACAUACCAACGCCAGACAUUGCUAAGGCGCACCCUCAUCUUAACGACAUAGCCAAACAUUUGAUCCCCCUUCAAGAUUGUGAGAUUGGACUUCUCAUUGGCUAUGAUUGUGCAAGGGCCCUCACUCCGCGAGCUGUGUUAAGCUCCCCUAAUGAUGGUGGACCAUUUGGAUUACAAACUGAUCUUGGAUGGAGUGUUGUCGGUACAAUGGAACCCAACUAUCAUGACAGUGCGCAUGAUCAUAUUGGAAUCAGUCAUCGCGUUAUGGUGCACGUUAUUCCAGAAGAAUUGCAAAUAGAUGGUCAUCCAACCACAGUUACCUUCAGCCAUCAAUCAAGGAUUAAGGAGGAGAUUACUCCAUCUCAAGUCAUACGUCUUUUAGAAGCAGACUUUGCAUCAGAGAAAAGACAAAGGCCAUAUUCGAGGAAUGACUUGAGAUUUCUAGAGAUAAUGGAGCAUCAAGUUCACGUGUCUGAAAGUGGUCAUUAUGAGAUGCCCCUGCCAUUCCGUGACGAUAACCCUACUCUUCCAAAUAAUAGGGUCCUUGCUGAGAAAAGACUCAAUCACCUCAAGGCAAAGUUUAAGAAGGAUCCUGAAUAUCAUGAACAAUACACAAAACAAAUGAAUACCCUCUUCAAUAGCAACUAUGCAGAGGUCGCAUCAGAGUCUGGAGAAGAGGGUAAAGUAUGGUACAUUCCCCAUCAUGGAGUGAACAGCCCAACAAGUUGA